AUGAUUCCAACUAAUGUAUCUCAAUUGGCUCAUGACAAAUUUCAUGCAGCCAUUUCUUCUCGAGAUUUGAUAUACACUGAAACUCCAUCGUCAAUAUGUUAUGAUUCGAAAACAAAUAUGAACUAUUGGAUAAUCUUAAAACCAAAUUUCGCAGUGAAACCCGAGUUUGGUGAUACACCAAAGGACGACGAUCCACUCGCUAGAGAUGAACCUGAAUUGACAAUCUUGAAAGACUUAGAUGGAACUAAUGAGUUUAAGCUCGUUUUAAAUAAAUUUCCUAUAAUGGAAAAUCACUGUUUAUUAACGACUAACAGCUUUAAAGAUCAAACGUCAAAACUAACACCCUCUGAUUUACUUACUGCAUACAAUCUUAUCACUCUAAUGAAUGAGACUCAUAAGUACAUGGUAAUAUAUAAUUCCGGUCCAAGUUCAGGAUCUUCUCAAAAACAUAAGCAUUUACAGCUAAUUCAAUUACCUGAAGACUUCACACCGUUCCAAGACAAAUUACCCAAGGGUGCAAUAAGUGAUUCGAACGUUUCAUUUGCUCACUUUACUUUACCCUUGUCAGGGAAUCCGCAUGCUAAUACUCUUCACGAGUGUUAUUCCUCCUUACUUACUAUGACUCAGAAUUACCAUAGCAGUACUCCUCUAUCUUACAACUUCAUAAUGACUAAAAAUUGGAUGUGUCUUAUCCCACGUUCAUCAAUUAAAGCAAAGUCUAUUGAUAUAGGUUUUAAUUCAAUCGCUUAUGCAGGGUUAGUCCUAGUAAAAUUCAAGCACAUGUACGAUGAUCUGACUUCAAAUCCUGACUUACUUGAUAAAUUACUAUUAGAGUGUGGAUUUCCAAAUCCAUCAAAAUAA
This is a messenger RNA of Kazachstania africana CBS 2517, 861 nucleotides long. RefSeq names its product bifunctional AP-4-A phosphorylase/ADP sulfurylase (gene APA1). The coding region runs from base 1 to 861 and encodes 286 amino acids. The record is from RefSeq and is a predicted model, not a curated record. NCBI's taxonomy places the organism in Eukaryota, Fungi, Ascomycota, Saccharomycetes, Saccharomycetales, Saccharomycetaceae. Gene Ontology annotation, molecular function: ATP:ADP adenylyltransferase activity; ATP binding. The transcript has a single exon. Gene Ontology annotation, biological process: nucleotide metabolic process.